AUGUUUCACAUUAAAUUUACUGUUUUUGUUUCAGAUUCAAAUGACUGUUCAAGAUGUACAGACAGAUACUUGCCUAAUGAACAGCAAGACAAGUGUAUCGAGAAAAGAAUAGACUUUCUGUCCUAUGAUGAUCCCCUUGGAACCACACUGGCAGCUCUGUGUAUAUUUGCUGCAGUCGUAUCUGCUAUCGUUCUGUUUGUUUUUAUUAGGAAUAAAAACACUCCAAUUGUAAAAGCCAACAACAGAGAGCUCAGCUGUCUCCUGCUGUUUUCUCUCAUCCUUUGUUUUCUUUGUUCCUUACUUUUCAUUGGCCAGCCAGUAACAAUUACCUGCCUGUUACGCCAAGUAGUUUUUGGAAUUAGUUUUGCUCUUUGUGUCUCGUGUGUCCUAGCAAAGACAAUGAUGGUCAUCAUAGCAUUUAGAGCCACAAACCCCAACAGCAAACUUAGGAAGUGGGUGGGCCCUACGUUAACUAAUUCUGUUGUGUUCAUUUGUACACUGUUUCAAGUUGUGAUUUGUGUUGUUUGGUUAGUGAACUCCCCACCAUUCCUAGAACACAAUAUGAAAGCACAGACUGGAGUAAUCAUCCUUGAAUGCAAUGAAGGGUCCAGUUUGGCUUUCUGGUUCUUGUUGAGUUAUAUGGGCCUCCUGGCUGUAGUUAGUUUUCUUAUGGCCUUUCUGUCUAGAAAUUUGCCUGAUAGUUUUAAUGAAGCCAAGUAUAUCACCUUCAGCAUGCUAGUCUUCCUCAGUGUCUGGUUAUCAUUCAUACCAGCUUACCUGAGCACCAAAGGGAAGUUCCUGGUAGCUGUGGAAAUAUUUGCAAUAAUAUCAUCCAGUGCAGGUUUGCUUACCUGCAUUUUCAUUCCUAAGUGUGUAAUUAUUCUUUUAAGGCCACAAAACAAUAGCAGAGGCUAUCUAAUGAGAAAGGGUAAUAACAUUAAAUAA
Messenger RNA from Protopterus annectens (West African lungfish), 945 nucleotides. Its product is annotated as vomeronasal type-2 receptor 26-like. The record is from RefSeq and is a predicted model, not a curated record. Gene Ontology annotation, biological process: G protein-coupled receptor signaling pathway. Bases 1 to 945 code for a protein of 314 amino acids. NCBI's taxonomy places the organism in Eukaryota, Metazoa, Chordata, Ceratodontiformes, Protopteridae. Gene Ontology annotation, molecular function: G protein-coupled receptor activity. The transcript has a single exon. Gene Ontology annotation, cellular component: membrane.